UAUCCUUUUAAAAACUUUUUAACCAAAAAAUUGUAAAAGAGUGUUUAAUGUUAAUUUUCUUUCAUUAAAAUCGGAUUUUUUUAAUACUGUUAAAAAAAAUUGUAAAAGAGUGUUUAAUGUUAAUUUUCCUUUAUUAAAAUCUGAUUUUUUUUUGAAAAAAGUUAUAUAAUUUUCGUUUUUAGUGUAUACCAAAAACGACUUGUACAAAUAAUUUAUUAUUUUAGUGUAUAUAUUUUUAUUUAAUAGAAUUGUUUUCUUAGUUUUAAUGAAAAUAUAAUUAUAAAAUAUUAUAUUGAAAUUGGUUCUUCAAAAUUGAUGAUUAACAUGAUUGUUGCACAUGGUCAUUAUUUUUCUAAAAACAUUUAUGUGUUAAACUAUAUCAUAAUCAAAAAUACAUAUACUAAAAUAAUAAAAAAGGAUUUUUCUUAAAAAUAAGAAAAAAAUUAUAUUAAAUAAUUUGUUUUCAAAUCUAUUUUUUAGGAUUUUGAAAAAAGGAAAUUUUCUAAAACAAUUACUACUAACUAUUUUUUAAAUCUUUUUUACUCUUAAAUAAUUUUUUAAGUAGUUUUUUUCAAAAAUCGUUUUAUUAUCUUAAUAUAUAUAUAUUUUUAGUCAUUGUAUAUUUAAACACAUGUCACAAUAUUAGAAGGAAAAUUAUUAUCAAAUAAUCUUUUGCAAUUAUCUUUUGAGUAAGAUCUUAAACAAAGGAAAAUUACUAUUAAAUAAUAUAUAUAAUAAGAUUUUUAAUAAAUUCGUUUUUGUUAAUAUCUUAGUAUAUUUGUUUUUAAUUAUGAGAUAAAUUAACACAUGUCACAAUCUUAAAUAUAUUAUUGACAUGUGUCGCGAUCAUAUUAAUUAGCAACUUUGAAGAACCAAGCUUUAUAUAAUAAAAUGAUGAAAGAGUAUUUUAAAAAUAUAGAUUUUGAAAAUAAUUUAUAUAAUUAUGACAACUUUUAUAUUAUUAAGAAAACUUUUGUCAUGUUAGGAAAAAAAACACCAAUGUCUUCCUCAUCAAGUGAUGAAGUUGAUGAAGCUUUAGAAGAAAUGGUCGACCAAGUAGUUGAUAAUUUCAUCGACUCAGUGAUUCAUGCUCAUCCCAACAAGCCGACGAGAAGAGCUUAUAUCGAAAGACAUCGGGAACAAGGACACAAUCAACUAUGGAACGAUUAUUUCACGGAAAAUCCUACAUACCCACCGGAAAUGUUUAGGAGGCGUUUUCGAAUGAACAAGCCAUUGUUCCUUCGCAUUGUCGAACGUAUAACUAAUGAAGUUCCAUACUUUCAGCAAAGACGAAAUGCUUGCGGAAGGAACGGGCUAUCUGCACUUCAAAAGUGUACGGCAGCUAUACGUAUGCUGGCAUAUGGUCAAUCGGGAGAUACAUAUGACGAAUAUCUCCGACUUGGUGACAGUACAUCACGUUUAUGUUUAGAAAAUUUCACUAAUGCAAUAAUUUAUUUGUUUGGAGAUGAGUAUCUACGAAGCCCUACACCUGAAGAUCUUCAACGAUUACUCGAUGUCGGAGAGGUACGCGGGUUUCCAGGGAUGAUAGGCAGCAUCGAUUGUAUGCAUUGGGAGUGGAAAAACUGCCCAACAGCUUGGAAAGGUCAGUACACACGUGGUUCAGGCAAGCCGACAAUUGUCUUAGAAGCCGUGGCAUCACAGGAUCUUUGGAUAUGGCACGCAUUUUUCGGAUUACCAGGUACCCUCAACGAUAUCAAUGUUCUUGAUCGGUCACCAGUUUUUGAUGACAUCUUACAAGGUCGAGCACCUAAAGUUAAGUUCAAGGUCAACAACCACACUUAUCGUAUGGCCUACUACCUUACAGACGGAAUUUAUCCGAAAUGGGCAACAUUUAUCCAAUCCAUCCCACUUCCUCAAGGUCCUAAAGCUGAGCUAUUUGCUGAACGUCAAGAAUCCACCAGAAAAGAUGUCGAACGGGCUUUUGGAGUAUUGCAAUCGAGGUUUGCAAUUGUUAAAAACCCAGCUCUACUAUGGGACAAGGAAAAGAUAGGAAAGAUUAUGAGAACUUGUGUCAUAUUGCACAAUAUGAUAGUAGAGAACGAACGACACGAAUACGCUCAAAUUGAUACAUCUGAGUUCGAGUCAGGAGAGACAAGCAGAAGUUCGAGGGUGCAACGGAGAGAAAGUAUUCAUGUCGGUGAUAUGUUAGGCAUUCGCAGAGAAGUUCGAGAUAAAGAGAAGCAUGAUCGUUUGAAAGCUGAUUUAAUGGAAAAUAUAUGGCAAAAGUUUGGUAAUGAAGAUUAAUAAUGUUUUUAUGUUCUUCUAUUUCUCAAUUUAUGUAAUCUACUCUUAUGUAUUGAAUAAAAAGUUUUAAAAUAUUUAUAAUAUAUUUUAAUAUUUUAUUUAUGUAUUCUCAAUAAUUUGAAAUUUUCCUUUUUUUAAUUUAUAUUAUUAUUUUAUUCCUAUGAACUUCUUCUCCGAGUUCACUAAUGCAGAAAACAACAAAUACAGGUUCAUAACUAUUUAUGACCCUACUAAAAAAUAUUAAAAAAAUUGGGUGAACCCCAAUAGGGGGUUCACCAAUGCUCAUGCUCUUAUCUUUUGAAAAUCUCAUCUUCGGGACAGAGCAUGGUGGUUUCCAUGAAUUUUUAUAUAACAUAAAAGCAAAACUUCUUUUUGAUAUUGUUGUUUUGUCUUUAGCUCGGAGUAACUCAUGUGAUUUUUCUUCUAUUCUUUUGUAAUUAAAUUAAGAUUGCUGAUGUGUUGGUGAUUACUUCGCGUAUCAAUCUCACUCUCUGGUUCUAGCAAUCUGCAUAAAGAGAUGUGACAUGUCAAAUAGAACGAGAACAAACGAAACUCAUUUAAGGUUUUAUCCGAAGUUAGCUCAUUUACAUUUAUCCUCUUUCCAAUUCUAGUUGGGUAUUUCAGUUUCGAUUCUAGCUGACCAAUGAGUCAAUGACCAUGCAUGAGGAAAGACUAAAUGUUACAACAACUACCAACAAUUAUGAAAUAAUUUUAUAUUUAUUGAUGAGAUAAAAUAAAUAUAAAAUGUCAUAAUUUAAAAUUUUCUCCAGUUUAGUUUUGAUUAGUAGCUCACCAGCGAGUCAAUGACCAUGAGGAAGGGUCUACAACAACUAGCUAGCAACAACCAUGGAAGAAUUUUUUUCUUUUUUAAAAAUCAUGAAAAAUGAAAAAACUUACAGAUAUAUAUAUCGAGAAUCUACAAGACUCAGUUUCAAAUAUUAAAAGAGCAGAGCAACAAAGCAAGAGAAAAAAAAAACCAUAUAAAUUUUCUUUGAGCAAAAACAGACCCUAAGAAGAUGUCUUCAUCGCAAAACAACUCAACUUCAUCAUCCUCGACUCAGUCUUCCCUCCCCGCAGGCGCCACUACCGGAGAAAACAACGUUAGCCGUGAAGGGACGGCGAUUACGUCGACCCAACAACUAAGGGCGAUCUUGGAGACGGACACAGUCAAAUGUGGAAUGUGCGGGAACUAUUAUACAAGAGAACAGAAACCACAUCCUCACCGGAGGGGACACAAGAACAAUCCAAAGAGACGUAAAUGAGGAGAAGUGGAAAUGGCGAGUAAUGCUACAAGCAUUACGAUGUUCGGUCUUUGUCUGCAAAAGCUAUCUAACUUGCAUGAUACCCUUAUCUUUUCUAACUAAGCUAUGUUGUACCGUCUUUCUUGGUUUCUCUCAAUAAUAUUUGUGUUUCCUUUUUAUAAUUUUCAUUUCUUAUAAUGAUGUUGUUCAUAUUAUUGAUCAAUAUCAAAUGAGAAUACAUAUAA
Brassica rapa (field mustard) is the source of this 3751-nucleotide messenger RNA. RefSeq lists its product as uncharacterized. NCBI's taxonomy places the organism in Eukaryota, Viridiplantae, Streptophyta, Magnoliopsida, Brassicales, Brassicaceae. The record is from RefSeq and is a predicted model, not a curated record.